UCCGGGACACAUUUUAGCGUGCUCGUUCAGAAUGGAACGUGUUUUUAUAUUAGCUUUAUUUGCUCUAGUGUCCUUGUGUAAGGCUGAAAGCCCACUGUUUCCUGUUGUAGAUCCAAUAGAAUGCAAUACUACAAAAUCUGAAGCAGAUGUAGCUGUGGACUUGAUCAAUGAAGAUCGUCGUGAAGGCUUUGUGUUCAAACCCCUGCGUGUCGUAGAGGCAUAUGAGCAGCAUGUGCAGUCACAUAAAUAUCCAGCAAGCACUAUCUAUUAUCUAACUAUAGAUGUUAUGGAAACAAAAUGUAGCGUCUUGAGUGGGAAGUCAUGGGAAGACUGCGAAGAGCCGUUCUCCUUCCAUGAAUGGGUAUUUGGAGAGUGUAAAGCCAUCAUUCUCAUAUCCUUGCCAUGGAGGGUACAGAAACUGAUCUACUACAACUGCACUAUUACUACAGUUCAUCCUAGAGUUAUACUCCACACCUGCCCUGACUGUCCGAUUGCAAACAGAGAAGUCACACCUGAAAUAACAGAGAUGGCCGACAAACUCAUUGCAGAUUAUAACAAGGACAGCAACAACACCAGAUAUUUUAAAAUUAACCAUAUAGAGAGUGUGAGAUCACAGUGGGUGGUUGGUCCCUCCUAUUUCUUCCAAUUUACCAUAAAGGAAACCGACUGCUUGAAAACACAGGAAAAUGUUAUUCUUUCCAAUUGCAGUUUUGUGGAUGACAGAGAGGCACACGUCGGAUUUUGCUCUGGAAGCAUAAUGAAGAGUAAUUUGGAUGGUACAGAACACAAACAAGUUUCCUGCGAUAUAUAUGAACCAAAGGAUGACCAUUCUCAUUAUCCUGAUUAUCAUGGACCUUACGCAUGUCAUCCUGAAAGAGAAGUAAAAAUACCUGAGGGCCAAGAAAAACCUGAAGCAGCAGCUCAAGAGAAGUCUCAGAAAUGUAGGCUCCAUCAUAAACACGGACAUCAUCCUUCACACAAAGGUCAUAAACAUGGUCAUCAUCACCACCAUCAUGGCCAUCAACCUCAUCGUCACCACCACCAUCAUCAUCCAAAUCAUACUUCCUCUGAACACCAUGAACAUCACCAUCAUCACAACAAUCAUACCUCCUCUGAACACCACGGCAGUUCAUCUGAAGAACAUACUGACAAGAAAGCUGACAAAAAGUAUUUUAUGAGGAAGUCUAAAGGGGUAGUUCAAAAAAUCACUCUUGGUAGUGAAACUGAUGUUCUUCCAGCUCCCACCAUCACCAUUAGCAUUCCACCAUUACCCAGUCAGCCUGGUGUUAGAACUGAGUAUAUUCAGUUCCCAGAAGUUGCAUCUCAUCUGCCUACAUGCCCUUUGAUAAUUGAAGAGAAAAAACAGAUUACACCAUUUUUACCACAUGAAAAAUAAUGUAUCAAGAUUUCAAACCACAUUUAGUUGGUAAAAAAUAAAAUUUUGCCUAUUAAA
This is a messenger RNA of Xenopus laevis (African clawed frog), 1453 nucleotides long. It is a transcript of the gene hrg.L, whose product is annotated as histidine rich glycoprotein L homeolog. The coding region runs from base 32 to 1396 and encodes 454 amino acids. The record is from RefSeq and is a predicted model, not a curated record. Gene Ontology annotation, cellular component: extracellular region. Gene Ontology annotation, molecular function: endopeptidase inhibitor activity; cysteine-type endopeptidase inhibitor activity. NCBI's taxonomy places the organism in Eukaryota, Metazoa, Chordata, Amphibia, Anura, Pipidae. The transcript is spliced from 7 exons.